UGUAAACAUAUUUGUAAUGUGAGCACGUUGAUUCGCUGAUAUGUGAAAGGUGAUUUUUUUUUGCAGUUCAAAUUUAUAAUUAUAUUUCCAUGUAAGUUUGAUUUUGACAUGGGAUCAUUUAUCACAUUGUAUGCAGUAUCUUAAACGUCGCGACAUAUGAAAUAAGUAAAGAACAAUGUCAGUUCAUUUUGAUGAGAAAAGCGGUGUGGUUCCCUGUGAAACUCCAUGGGGUCGCUGGUAUCAGACGAUGGAGGAGGUGUUCAUCGAAGUUAACGUUCCUCCAGGUACCUCUUCGAAAGAGAUCAAGUGCAGUCUGGGAAGUAGGCAGAUAACGCUAUAUGUUAAGGGCCACGAGGUCAUCAAGGGAAAUCUGUAUGCUUCAACAAUAGCAGACGAAGGAACGUGGACGUUAGAGGAUAAAAAACUUGUUCGUAUCGUUUUAAUGAAAAGUCACCGAGAGGCAGGUAACUGCUGGACGUCACUCUUGGAAGACAAGUAUUCCGCUGACCCUUGGGUUCAGGACCAGAUGCAAAAGAAGCUGACAUUGGAGAGAUUUCACCGGGAGAACCCAGGAUUUGACUUUAGUGGUGCAGAAAUCUCUGGAAAUUAUGCAGGAGGUGGACCAGACUUUUCUAGCUUAAAAUAAGCUUGCAUUUUUCUAAAUAAAAUUUUCAGUCGCACGUCUUUGGAGAAGAAGGUGUUAAGUUGUUCAAAAGGGGAUACGGGGGCAGAACGCUAAAAGAAGAAUUGAGCUAAGCUGGCCAUUUCAUUUUUUGUUUUACCUGCAAAAAGUAGUCCAUCUCAUCGGAAACAUAAACCAAUUGUUCAAGCAAUGACACUAGCCAAAGUAUGGCCAUGGAUGGGAUUCGGUCAACUCACUUACCUUGAUGGCUGCAGAAAAUCACAGCAUAUACCCAUUCACUGAAUUUGCUGCUUAUUUUACUAAAUGUAUUUUUUUCCGCA
Messenger RNA from Polypterus senegalus (gray bichir), 963 nucleotides. RefSeq names its product NudC domain containing 2 (gene nudcd2). Gene Ontology annotation, cellular component: cytoplasm. Bases 176 to 646 code for a protein of 156 amino acids. The record is from RefSeq and is a predicted model, not a curated record. The transcript has 4 exons. Lineage: Eukaryota; Metazoa; Chordata; Cladistia; Polypteriformes; Polypteridae. Gene Ontology annotation, biological process: protein folding.